UGGCGGGCGCUGUGGAUGGAGGUCGGCGUUAGGGCUCCGGGCCGCGGGGCGGCGCUGUGGGGCCGGGGUGCUGUCGGGGAGCGGCGCCGUGGCGGUCGCGCCGGCCGCACCGGAAGUGGCGACGGGGCCUCGCGGAUGGCGGCGGCGGUGGCGGCAAUGACGGCGGCUGGCUUCGCAGGGGCUGGAGCGGCCCGCUCCCUCUCUCGCUUCAGAGGCUGCCUGGCUGGCGCGCUGCUCGGGGACUGCGUGGGCGCCAUGUACGAAGCGCACGACACCGUCAACCUGACGUCAGUCCUGCGUCACGUCCAGAGCCUGGAGCCGGACCCCGACUCGCCGGGGAGCGAGCGGACAGAAGUGCUGUACUACACAGACGACACAGCCAUGGCCAGGGCCCUGGUGCAGUCCCUGCUGUCCAAGGAGGCCUUCGACGAGGUGGACAUGGCUCACAGAUUUGCUCAGGAGUACAUGAAGGAACCCGACAGGGGUUACGGUGCUGGAGUAGUCACUGUAUUCAAGAAGCUUCUGAGCCCCAAGUGCCGUGACGUCUACGAGCCUGCCCGGGCCCAGUUCAACGGGAAAGGCUCCUAUGGCAAUGGGGGUGCCAUGCGGGUGGCUGGCAUCUCCCUAGCCUAUAGCAGCCUCCAGGAUGUGCAGAAGUUUGCCCGGCUCUCGGCCCAGCUGACACACGCCUCCUCCUUGGGUUACAACGGUGCCAUCCUGCAGGCCCUGGCCGUGCACCUGGCUUUGCAGGGGGAGUCAUCCAGUGAACACUUCCUCAAACAGCUCCUGGGCCACAUGGAAGAGCUGGAGAGUGAUGCCCAGUCCGUCUUGGAUGCCAGGGAGUUGGGCAUGGAGGAGCGUCCAUACUCCAGCCGACUGAAGAAGAUUGGAGACCUUCUAGAGCAGGAUUCAGUGACCAGAGAGGAGGUGGUGUCCAAGCUAGGAAAUGGCAUCGCCGCCUUUGAAUCUGUGCCCACCGCCAUCUACUGCUUCCUGCGCUGCAUGGAGCCCGACCCUGAGAUUCCAUCUACGUUCAAUAGCCUCCAAAGGACUCUCAUCUAUUCCAUCUCGCUUGGUGGGGACACAGACACCAUUGCCACCAUGGCUGGGGCCAUUGCUGGCGCCUACUAUGGGAUGGAACAGGUGCCAGAGAGCUGGCAGCAAAGCUGUGAGGGCUAUGAGGAGACAGACGUCCUGGCCCAGAGCCUGCACCGGGUCUUCCAGAAGAGUCUGUGAGGGCCACGGCUGCUGGGGCUCCACCGUGUCCAGCGGGACCAACUAUAGUGAGGGUUGGAAACCCUGAGCUUUCUUGGGCUUGGCUCCCCACCUGUCUUCCUGCAGCCGGGGCCGAGUGCAGCGCUGGAGCUGGGGUCUCUGGGGGAGGUCACUGGCACAGUGAGCAAGGGACUGGUGCCUCCCUGCUGCUGGCUUUCCAGCUUGCUGCGGAGCCUCGGGUCUUCCCAGCUCCUCAGACAUGAGGGACCAGGGCAGGGUUUUUUUGGAUGGUUACUUGUGGCAUUUUCCUGUAUUAUCUGGGAUGUGGGAUUGGGGAGGUGGAAAUGAUCUGCAGUAGCAUCAUUUCUCCUCGUUGGGAUUUAGCCAAUUUGCCAGAAAGCCGGUGUUUGACUAGGCAGGGCCCCCGCACAGCAGAUUUCUGUGGAUGGAGGAGACAGGUACUUGAAUCUAGCUAAUCUAGAUACACACCUGGCCCUUGGCUGUGAGGGGCUUCUUAAUGGCUUCCGUUGAAAGUCACAGCAAUAAACAGUUUUCGAUAAAAUCCCA
This is a messenger RNA of Hipposideros armiger (great roundleaf bat), 1782 nucleotides long. RefSeq names its product ADP-ribosylserine hydrolase (gene ADPRS). The record is from RefSeq and is a predicted model, not a curated record. The transcript is spliced from 6 exons. Gene Ontology annotation, cellular component: mitochondrion; nucleus. The coding region runs from base 16 to 1236 and encodes 406 amino acids. Lineage: Eukaryota; Metazoa; Chordata; Mammalia; Chiroptera; Hipposideridae.